Messenger RNA from Suhomyces tanzawaensis NRRL Y-17324, 207 nucleotides. Its product is annotated as H(+)-transporting V0 sector ATPase subunit e. Gene Ontology annotation, biological process: vacuolar acidification; proton transmembrane transport. NCBI's taxonomy places the organism in Eukaryota, Fungi, Ascomycota, Pichiomycetes, Serinales, Debaryomycetaceae. Gene Ontology annotation, cellular component: vacuolar proton-transporting V-type ATPase, V0 domain. Gene Ontology annotation, molecular function: proton-transporting ATPase activity, rotational mechanism. The transcript has a single exon. The record is from RefSeq and is a predicted model, not a curated record. The annotation marks the transcript as partial.
UCCAGUUACCUAGUUGUUCUUGGGCUCGUGUUCACGGCUCUUUUGUCCACGCUUGCCUGGAUCUUCGCUCCAAAGACAAACCAAACCGUGUGGAGGUCUUCCGUGAUAUUGGGGUUGGCCAUGUGCUAUUUGAUGUGGGCUAUCACCUACUUGGCACAAUUGCAUCCGUUGGAAGCGCCUAGGAGAUCUAAUUUGAGGCCGGAAUAG